Medicago truncatula (barrel medic) is the source of this 1447-nucleotide messenger RNA. RefSeq names its product metacaspase-1. The transcript is spliced from 5 exons. Gene Ontology annotation, molecular function: cysteine-type endopeptidase activity. The coding region runs from base 126 to 1217 and encodes 363 amino acids. Lineage: Eukaryota; Viridiplantae; Streptophyta; Magnoliopsida; Fabales; Fabaceae. Gene Ontology annotation, cellular component: cytoplasm. Gene Ontology annotation, biological process: proteolysis. The record is from RefSeq and is a predicted model, not a curated record.
CAAUCAAUCAAUAUUCAAUAUUCCGCGUCUCAUCCAUCUUUCUUCAACUUCACCCAACAACUCAAUCCCUUCUCCUCAAUUCAUCAUUCACUCCGUCAACAAAAUUCCAAUUCUACCCUUCAACGAUGUACAGCAACAUCCUCGUUAACUGCUCCAACUGCCACACCCCUCUCCAACUCCCUCCCGGCGCCGCAUCAAUCCGCUGCGCACUUUGUCAAGCCAUCACUCUCGUCGCCGACCCACGCGCUCUCCCUCCUCAACCCGCAUCCUCCCCUCACGCGCCUCCGCCUCCUUCCCCUUACAAUCAUGCCCCGCCUGGUCCUUUACCUAACGUUCACGGCCGUAAAAAGGCCGUGAUCGUCGGAAUCUCGUAUAAAUUCUCUCGUCAUGAACUUAAGGGUUGCAUCAAUGACGCUAAAUGCAUGCGUUAUCUUCUUAUCAAUAAAUACAAUUUUCCUGAUUCUUCCAUUAUUAUGCUCACUGAAGAAGAAGACCCUCAUGGCCCCAAAUUUCCAAAUAAGCACAACAUCAGGAUGGCAAUGUUUUGGCUUGCACAAGGAUGUCAACCUGGAGACUCCCUUGUUUUUCAUUAUUCUGGUCAUGGAUCCCAGCAAAGGAACUAUAAUGGUGAAGAAGCUGAUGGUUUUGAUGAAACUAUAUGUCCUCUGGAUUUUGAAACACAGGGUAUGAUAGUUGAUGAUGAGAUCAAUGCAACGCUUGUAAGACCUCUUCCUCAUGGGGUUAGGCUGCAUGCACUAAUUGAUGCCUGUCAUAGUGGCACUGUCAUGGAUUUGCCAUUUCUUUGCAGAAUGACCAGUCGUGGACAAUAUGUAUGGGAGGACCAUCGCCCUCGGUCAGGUGUGUGGAAGGGAUCAAAUGGUGGAGAAGUUAUAUGCUUUAGUGGAUGUGAUGAUCAUCAAACUUCUGCAGAUACAUCUGCACUAUCAAAAAUUACAUCAACUGGAGCCAUGACGUUUUGCUUCAUCCAAGCUGUAGAGCGCUCUGGUCCAGGGGCCACAUAUGGCACCAUUCUUACUUCAAUGCGAAGUGCCAUAAAAAAUGCUGGUAGCGGUGGUAGUGGGGGCGGCGAUGUGGUAACAUCUCUUGUUUCCAUGCUUUUGACCGGAGGUAGUCUUACCACUGGUGGGCUAAGACAGGAACCGCAGUUAACAGCUUGCGAAGCAUUCGACGUGUAUAGAAAACCUUUCUCAUUAUGAUAGUAUUCUUUAUACUUCAAUUUGUUUUCCUUGGUGCUGCCCUUGUACAUGAAUUUAUUUGGUUAUCGUGUAUUGAUUACUAUGAUAGGUUAAAAUUAUAAGUAGGUGAGGUUCUAAUUUAUUCGGUUAUCGCCAAGGACGUCUGGGUGACUUCAUGUCUGGAUUUUAGAAUGCAUUUGCUCGUAAUAAUGAGUAGUUGUCGGUAUGAUCCUUCUAUUAUAUUUUGCUAA